AUGGAGUCCUUGAAGAAUAGCUUCAUCCCAGGGCAGCUCCUGGAUGGCCGCUUUCGCACUGUGGCCCCUCUCAAUCACGGGUCUUUUGGCAUGGUCUUCCUCGCAACUGAUAUUCAGACCGGCCGAGACGUUGCAAUCAAGUGCAUGCUAAAGUCGUCUCCGAAUGAGUCAUGGAAUCCAUCACUCAGCGGGAACCGUUUUGAGGAACUCGAUUGUCACCAACGCCUCGCAUACCAUCCGAAUAUCGUCAAUCUCGUCCAUCACUUCGAAACAGCAAAUCAUCUCUAUCUUGUCUUGGAGUACUGCGCAAAUGGCGACCUUUACGAGGCCAUCCGAAUGAACCGUGGUCCCCUUGAGACGGAACAUGUGCGCGAUUUCAUGCUCCAACUUGUGAGCGCUGUUGAGUUCAUGCACGCCAAUGGCUUGUAUCAUCGCGAUAUCAAGCCAGAGAAUAUCUUCCUCAUGCAGGAUGGUUCUAUGAAACUCGGUGAUUUGGGUCUUGCAACCCGAGAAGCCUGGUGCUAUGAGGCCUGCGUUGGAAGUGAUCGCUACAUGGCUCCGGAGCAGUACGACCCCGCCAAUAACGGAUAUUCCCCUGCCAAAGCCGAUAUCUGGGCGAUAGGCAUUUGCUUGCUCAAUGUACUCUUCGCUAGGAACCCGUUCGCUACCCCCACUGAGAGCGACAUUCUCUAUGCGGACUAUGUUAGAGACCGACAAUCCCUCUUCGACAUCUUUCCCAACAUGUCUCAGGACACCUUUGAGAUUCUAAGGAUUGCCAUGGCUGUUGAUCCGGAGAAGCGGUCGCUUUCCGGUCUUCGGGAUGGGAUCCUUCGAGCUGUUACCUUCACCACGGAUGAUGAGGUCUUGGAUGAAUUCUGCACGGAUGAGCGCGAGGUUGUGCCCGCAAGUGCCAAUCGGGAGCCUCUCCGGACUCCCUCCAUCCAGAGCCCGCAUAUCAACCAGGGCGACUCGUUCCCAUGGGCCAAGGCUCUUCAAUCCAGCCCACCCCAGGCUAUUCGACAGUUGUCCGCCAUUCCCGACGAGAGUUACUCGGAAGAUCUGUUUCCGCCUUCGGAGACCGCUGGCACUUCCUGGUUUUCUGUCCACCAAACCCCAUCCAUGGCUUCGGUUCUGGAGUCCGCUCUUGGCGAUUCGUACCCAUCUGUCACAUUUGCAAAGGCCGCUCCUCGAUAUCCGCCACCUUCGGACCCUGUGACUAUCACCGGGUCUCUUCCUAGCCAGACCGCCAAGCCUAUCCCCUCUCUCUCCAUGGUCUUCGGUCGGAAUAACAAGGCUGACCAGAUUUCCAAGAGCUGGAGCGAUCUAUGGGAUGAGGAAGAGGAGUCCGAAGGUGAGGAAGUGGCCCUGCAGCAACGACGUGAGCAGAACUCUCGUAGCUGGAGCCACGAGAGUACUUCUGCUCCCGCAAGCCACAUGGUUACACCUGGUCUGCGCGAAGCCCGAAGCAUUUCGAUCCUCAACCCCCGAUGCGAGCCUUCCUCAUCGCCUGAAGUGGCCCAUCCAUCAUCGUUUGAGAAGCCGGUAGUCAUCGCACCCAAAGUAACUCAACGGUCACCACGGACUUCUCCCAAGAAAUCUAACGUUGACAAAUGGGCUGCCCUGGGCGAUAAGAGGCGGAAUUUCAAACCGUCUGACCCUUCCUUCGAGUCGAAGCGUUUCCCGAACAACAUGACCUGGCGGAAGGAUUGGGGUCUGGGUUCCUCAGGGUUCGAUUAUGGACAAUGGGCUAAGAAGGAAAGUCUCGCUCAAGAUCGCCGUCGCCGUCCGUUCCUCCACAAGGAGUGGCGCCGUGAUUCUCUGGAGACCCAGAGACCCGUCAACAUCAAGCAAGCCAACAUCCACGACUAUCAUGGCAGCCUCGAUGAGGAUCUCGAUCUCGUGGGUGGCUGGCACGAUCUCCACCUUUAA
Aspergillus calidoustus is the source of this 1929-nucleotide messenger RNA. Lineage: Eukaryota; Fungi; Ascomycota; Eurotiomycetes; Eurotiales; Aspergillaceae. The record is from the annotation of a GenBank genome assembly.